AUGAAUAAGUUUUGUGACGAUUUUGUACAGGCAAUUUGUUACGAUAAAAAAACUGGAAUAUGUGCUGGCGUUGUGUUGGCUGUCAUUUUAGGUUUACUUAGUUUCUCAACUUAUUUAGUAUUUAAACCAAUUGAAUGCGUCGAAGAUAAACCGAAAACCUUAUUCUCGUUAAGAGGGGGCCUCGGUUUCUACAAGGAGGUCAAGUGCAAAGAAACAUCCAUUGUAGGAUCUCCAUUUGUGGUGGCGUUAAUUGAUAGGGACCUCCACGUACACGUUUGUACCGGUAUUAUUAUAGCACAAAAUUGGGUCUUAACAGCUGCUGAUUGCCUCUCAUCGUGUAAUGGUGAAAAGUGUAUUAAUUUUGCAAUACGGAUAGACAGCAGUUACAGUAAUAGAGGUGGUACAAUUAACAAUAUUACAUUGGUAGUAAGACAUCCUCUGUACGAAAUUAGCACUUUGGACAAUGCCUUGGCUUUACUUAAAACGGAUGGGCACGUAUUGCACCACAAAAUCAAAAUUGGGCCGCCUUUAGAGGUUGGAACCAAAGGUAUUUUACUUGGUUGGAGUCCACAUGGGAAAGUAGAUUUACACGGAGACAACACAUUAAAGAAAAUGUAUUUUAAGGCAGAACCAAAGAUAAUAUGUAGUUACAGGCUGAAAGGUGACUAUCUGAAAAUUCCAUUGUCAGAACAUGCCAGUUGCAUAACUUUGGAUGAGGAGGGUUGCUACACAGAUCCAGGAGGACCAUUGAUAAACCGUAACAAACUAGUAGCAAUGGUAAUAUUUGGAAAAAUAUGCUACAAUUGUGAUUCCCAAGUGACGAUCGCCACCAAUAUCUACCCUUACAUCGAGUUUAUAAAUAAAUUUAUUAAUAAUUAG
Messenger RNA from Photinus pyralis (common eastern firefly), 879 nucleotides. RefSeq names its product trypsin-like. The transcript has a single exon. Gene Ontology annotation, molecular function: serine-type endopeptidase activity. The record is from RefSeq and is a predicted model, not a curated record. Gene Ontology annotation, biological process: proteolysis. The coding region runs from base 1 to 879 and encodes 292 amino acids. NCBI's taxonomy places the organism in Eukaryota, Metazoa, Arthropoda, Insecta, Coleoptera, Lampyridae.